Myxocyprinus asiaticus (Chinese sucker) is the source of this 5343-nucleotide messenger RNA. RefSeq names its product tripeptidyl-peptidase 2-like. Gene Ontology annotation, cellular component: cytosol. Gene Ontology annotation, biological process: proteolysis. Bases 60 to 3809 code for a protein of 1249 amino acids. The transcript has 28 exons. Gene Ontology annotation, molecular function: serine-type endopeptidase activity; tripeptidyl-peptidase activity. NCBI's taxonomy places the organism in Eukaryota, Metazoa, Chordata, Actinopteri, Cypriniformes, Catostomidae. The record is from RefSeq and is a predicted model, not a curated record.
GUAUCCGCUGCUCCGGUUCCGCCGCUGUUGUUGUGUUUAUUCUCUCUCUGUGUUCGGUCAUGGCUGCUCAUUCCGCUGAAAAUCCGUUCCCGUUCCACGGGCUGCUUCCCAAGAAAGAGACCGGCGCUGCGUCUUUCAUCACCAAGUUCCCGGAGUACGAUGGCCGGGGGGUGCUCAUCGCCAUCCUCGACACCGGGGUGGACCCAGGGGCCCCGGGCAUGCAGUUCACAACAGACGGGAAACCCAAGAUCAUUGACAUCAUUGACACGACGGGCAGCGGCGAUGUGAACAUGUCCACUGUGGUGGAGGUGAAGGACGGGACAGUAAUCGGACUGAGCGGACGCACGCUCAAUAUGCCCGCCACCUGGGUGAAUCCAUCAGGGAAGUAUCACAUCGGAAUAAAGAACGGUUAUGAUUUUUUCCCUAAAGCUCUUAAAGAGAGAAUACAGAAAGAGUGUAAAGAGAAGCUGUGGGAUCCAGCACACAGAGCAGCUCUCGCAGACGCCAGCCGCAGGACAGAAGAGUUUGAGCAGACUCACCCAAACCCAUCACAGAUGGAGAAGCUGCAGAAGGAGGAAUUACAGUGUCACGUGGAGCUGUUAGGAUCUCUAGAGAAGAAGUACAGUGACCCGGGACCCAUUUUUGACUGUGUAUCGUGGCAUGAUGGUGUCACAUGGAGGGCUGUGGUGGACACCUCGGAGUCAGGUGACCUGUCGUCCUGUAGCGUUCUCUGCUCAUACAGAGAGAGACAGGAGUACGCUACACUGGGAUACGCUGAGAUGCUCAAUUACUCCGUAAACAUCUAUGAUGAGGGGAACACACUGUGUAUCGUCACCAGCGGAGGUGCUCAUGGGACACAUGUGGCCAGCAUCGCAGCGGGUCACUUCCCCGAUGAGCCCGAGAGGAACGGUGUCGCCCCUGGAGCACAGAUCCUCGCUGUGAAGAUCGGAGACACCCGCCUCAGCACCAUGGAGACGGGCACUGGCCUCAUACGAGCUAUGAUUGAGGUGAUAAACUACAAGUGUGAUCUGGUGAACUACAGUUACGGUGAGGCCACACACUGGCCAAACUCAGGGAGAAUCUGUGAGGUCAUCACCGAAGCUGUACAGAAGUUUAAUGUUUUGUUUGUUUCAAGCGCUGGGAAUAAUGGCCCAUGUCUCUCCACUGUGGGCUGUCCUGGAGGAACUACUAGCAGUGUGAUUGGUGUGGGAGCUUACGUCACUCCUGACAUGAUGGUGGCUGAAUAUUCGCUCCGAGAGAAACUUCCUCCUAAUCAGUACACGUGGUCGUCUCGCGGUCCCAGUACAGACGGCGCUCUGGGUGUCAGUAUCAGCGCUCCCGGUGGAGCCAUCGCAUCCGUACCCAACUGGACGCUCCGUGGCACGCAGCUGAUGAACGGAACAUCAAUGUCAUCACCAAAUGCCUGCGGUGGAAUCGCCCUCAUACUCUCAGGUCUGAAGCAGAAUGGCGUUCGGCCCACAGUCCCAGCGGUGAGAAGAGCUCUGGAGAACACGGCACUGAAAGUAGAAGAUAUAGAGGUGUUUGCACAGGGACACGGCAUCAUACAGGUGGAGCGGGCGUUCGACUACCUCAUGCAGCAUGCGUCGCUGCCCACCAAUAGCCUCGGCUUCACAGUUACCGUAGGAACACAGCGAGGCAUCUACCUCAGGGACCCGACUCAAGUCACGGUCCCCUCUGAUCACGGGGUCGGCAUCGAGCCUGUCUUUCCAGAGAACACAGAGAACUCCGCACGCAUCUCUCUGCAGUUGCACCUGGCUCUUAUCUGCAACGCUGCAUGGGUGAACUGCCCCUCACACCUGGAGCUCAUGAAUCAGUGUCGACACGUCAAUGUGCGCAUCGACCCGCAGGGACUGAAAGAAGGACUGCACUACACUGAGGUGUGUGGUUAUGACACGUCCUCUCUCAGCGCCGGUCCUCUCUUCAGAGUGCCGAUAACGGUUAUAAUUCCUGCAAAAGUCACAGACAGUCGCAGUCAGGAGGUGGCGUUCACAGAUGUGCAUUUCAGACCUGGACAGAUCCGACGCCACUUUAUUACUGUCCCUCAGGGAGCAUCAUGGGCAGAGAUCUCAUUAACGUCUCACUCCGGAGACGUGUCGUCGAAGUUCGUCCUGCAUGCGGUUCAUCUAGUGAAGCAGCGAGCGUACAGAGCCAAUGAGUUUUAUAAGUUUUCGUCUCUGCUGGAGAAGGGCUCACUCACAGAAGCAUUUCCUGUGCUGCCAGGACGGACUUUAGAACUGUGUGUUGCCCGCUGGUGGGCGAGUCUCGGUGAUGUCAACAUUGACUAUGUUAUUUCCUUCCACGGUCUGGUGACAUCACCGUCUCCUCUUCAUAUACACGCAUCUGAAGGGAUCUCAAGUUUUGAGGUUUGCUCUCCUUUAAGAUAUGAAGAUGUUUCUCCAACAAUCACGCUGAAGAACUGGGUUCAGCCUCUGAGGCCUGUGAGUUCUAAAAUCAAACCUCUCGGUGUCAGAGACGUGUUACCCAACAACAGACAGCUGUAUGAGAUUGUGCUCACUUAUAGUUUCCAUCAGCCUAAGAGUGGAGAGGUGACGCCGAGCUGUCCUUUUCUGUGCGAGUUAUUAUAUGAAUCUGAGUUUGACAGUCAACUCUGGCUCCUGUUUGAUCAGAACAAGAGACUCAUGGGAUCUGGAGAUGCCUAUCCACACCAGUACUCUCUGAAGCUGGAGAAGGGCGAGUACACGCUGCGUCUGCAGGUGCGUCAUGAACAACAGAGCGAGCUGGAGCGUUUGAAGGAUCUGCCGUUUAUCGUGUCUCAUCGUCUGACAAAUACACUUUCACUGGACGUCUACGAGUCGCACCGCGCUGCCAUGCUGGCGAAGAAGAAAGCAAACUCUGUCACAUUGAGUCCUGGAGCGUCACAGCCGUUCUACAUCACUACUCUGCCUGAUGACAAGAUUCCUAAAGGUGCCGGUCCAGGCGGUUACAUCACCGGUUCUCUGGUUCUGCCCAAGAGUGAGUUCGGCAAGAAAGCAGAUAUCGUGCCAAUCAUCUAUCAUCUGGUUCCUGCUCCGAACAAAACCAAGAAUGGCAAAGAGAAGGAGAAGGAUGGAGAGAAGGAGAAAGACAUGAAGGAUGAAUUCUCUGAAGCCCUGAGAGAUCUGAAGAUCCAGUGGAUGACAAAGUUAGAGAACAACUCUUUAUAUGACGAGUUAAAGGAGUUGUUCCCUACACACCUGCCUCUACAUGUACAGAGACUACAUCAACUCGACUCCGAGAAGGAGCGUUUGAAGCAUUUGGGAGAGAUCGUAGCUGCAGCAGAUGUUGUUAUCUCACACAUCGAUCAGACGGCACUGGCGGUUUAUCUCACCAUAAAGACAGACCCUCGGCCAGAUGCUGCCUCCAUUAAGUGUGAUAUGGAGAAGCAGAAGUCGUCGCUGUUGGACGCACUGUGCAGGAAAGGUUGCGCUCUGUCCGAUCAGCUCAUGCAGGCUGCAGCUGCGGAGGGCGCGAGUGCGGGCGAGGUAGGCAGCUCUGACGAUGACCCGCAGGGCGUGGCCAAAGCUCUGACUGACACAUUCUGGGAGGUGCAGAAGUGGGCGGAGCUCACAGACUCUAAGGUUUUAACGUUUUCCUACAAACACGCCUUAGCAAAUAAAAUGUAUGGAAGGGCUUUGAAAUAUGCGACUAAGAUCGUUGAGGAUAAAGCCAACAAAGAAAAUUUGAAGAAUUGCAUACAGUUAAUGCGGACUCUCGGCUGGUACCACUGCGUCUCUUACACUGAGAACUGGCUGCCCAUCAUGUACCCGUCUGACUACACGCCGUUUUAAACCCAUCCUGCGGUAACAUCCUGCCACAUCACCUCAGACACAAAACGCACACACACCUCCUAAAUGCAGCCGUUUGUUUUUAACUAAGAGACUUUGAAUGCCAUCUAGAAAAACCGUUUGAAACCAAACACCUCAUACCACAUGGUCCUUCACACGUCCUAUAAUGCCUUUCUGUGUGUACGGAUCUGCACACACUCCAUCACUAAACGGACUGUUUAUCUGCGCACUGCUCACAAUAUCAGUGUUUUCAUGGGAAAUUUCAUCAUCUGCACAAACAUACUUUUGCGUUUUGCCUUUGUCUUCUCUUUAGAAGAAAAGUUUUGAAAGUAUAUAAUAACAUACAUUUAUGUUGUUUGACAUGUGAUUGCUGAGCAUUUGCUCCGUGGACAUUUCUCCCUCAACAAUAGUAAAAGCAUUUGAGUCGGAUUAUAUUUGGCUUCCUGUGGACCUCAAAUGUUCUGGAGUGUCAAUCAGCGAAUGGAAUUGCAGUGCAGGAUUCUUUAAACAUCAGGUCAACUGCUGUGUACAAAUAUAUACAUUAUUGUAACUCACGACAAUAACUUAAAGGCAAUAUGAUAUAAAUCCAGUUUAUUUUCAAUUCUGUGGGUGAAUCUCUCAAAGACAUGUCCAGGGCAUAUUUAACGCCAAAAUCAACAACUAAAUGAGAAUUUAAAUUUUGCAUUAAGAAAAUAAAGCCUAUUUUUUUGGACACCUAAGCAUUAUCACAUUAUUUUCAUGACAAUUAAGCACAUUUUCUACUUAAAUUUCAUUACUGUAAUGACAAACCAUUUAAGACCUGAUUUCAGUCAUGUGUAGUUACUAUGUUUUGCCUUUGCAGGGUAGAAUUGCUCUUUUACCAUUUAAAUUCACAUUAAAGUAAUAGAAGCCUUUAUUAGAAUAGAAGCCUUUAUUUUGGUCACACAUAAUACAUACAUUUUAGCAUAUAUACAGUGAAAUGUAUUUGUUUUCACAUAUCCCAACUAAGCUGGGGUCAGAGUGCAGGGUCAGCCAUGAUACGGCUGGAGCAGAUAGGGUCAAGGGCCCAACAGUGGCAUCUUGGCGGUUCUGGGGCUUGACCUCCCGACCUUCUGGUCGGAAACCCAGAGCCUUAACCGCUGAGCCACCAUUGCCCCUUAUGAGAAUAAGUGGGAAAAAUGUCAUGAAAAAAAUUUCACAAUGCAAAACCUCUUUUAAUGGUCUUAGACUUCAUUUUCUUUAUGCAAAAUAUUUUAUUUUGUUUUUAGGUUUAAAUAUGACGUGGACAUGUUUUUGACAGUUUCAGUGAGAUGCACCCGUAUAUACAGUAUAUGUCAAAUAUAUGCAUGUUUUAUAACAACACGAAGAUAAUUUUAUUGUGUUUAAAACUCAAACUUGUAAAGUUCUAAUAAAGUAGGGCUGAAUUUUUGUAUUUAAGGAUUAGUUCACCCAAAAAUAAAAAUUCAGUCAUUGUUUACUCACCCCUGUGUUGUUAUAACACUAUAUGACUUUCUUUCUUUUUCUGAACACAAAGAGAGAAAUUGUGAAGAAAUGUUGU